AUGAAAGAGAGACUUUUAGUAUCAGUACCUAAUGGAAGUUAUUUAAAAAAAAAGAAACAAUGGGUUUUAGUAAAAUUAAAAUUACAUGAUAGUAAAUAUAAAACAAAAUAUGUUAAUGGUGGUGAAAAUGUAAUAUUUCAAAAAGAGACAUUUAUAUUUGAAGUUAAUGAAGAUGUUUAUCCAGCUGGUGAAAUGGAAUUAAAAGUUAAGACAUGGGAAAUGUUAAAAAGUGGUGAAUCAUUUUGUUUUGCAACAUUACCAUUAGCACCAAUAACUUUAGAGAUUAGAAAUUUAAUGAAUGAUCAAUCAACAAUUAGUAGUAGUAGUAAUAGUAAUAAUAGUAACACCACCACCACCAAUCGUAAUGGAGCAACAUCACCACCACCAAUUUAUUUAGAUAAAGUCAUAAAUUUAAAGAAUAAAAAAGGUGAAAUCAUACCAAAUUCAACAUUAACUUUAAAUUUUGAAUUAGUACCUGAAAAUGAUAGUACAACAAUGAAAUCAUUACCAUUAAUGUUUCGUUGGUUUCCAUCAUUACCACAUCAAGAACAAGUUAUAUCAGAAUGUUAUUGUACAAAACAAGCAAAGAAAAUGGCAAGUAUGUCACAUACAGGUACAAUGUAUAUUACACAAGGAUUUAUUGGAUUUCGUAGCACAUCAACAUUAGCAAAGAAUAAGAAAACAUUGAUUUCAUUUAAAGAGAUUAAAAGUAUAAAGAAAAAGAUUGGUACAUUUUAUUUACCAAAUGCAAUUCAAAUUAGAACUAGUAAAAAGAAAUAUUUAUUCGCAUCAUUCAUUCAUCGUUCAAAAGCAUUUAAAGUUUUAAAUAGUCAAUGGAUUGCAAAUGGUGGUGGUGAAAAUUUAGAUGAUGACGAUGACGAUGAAGAAGAUGAUGAUGAUAACGAGGAUGAAGAAGAAGACGAUGGAAAUAGUACAUAUGAUUCUGAUGAAAUAUCAUCUCAAAUAACUGAUAAUUUCGAUCAAGAUGAUGAUGAGUUGGUAAAUAUAAAUAAUAAUAAUAAUAGUAAUGGUAAUGCUUUAAAUAGUCAUAUUGGUAAUCGUAUAGCUGGUAAUAAAAGUAAUAGUAGUAAUAGUUUAAUGGGAAGUGGAUCAGGUACAAAUAGAGCAUUAUCACCAUUAUCAAAAACAACAUCAAAUAGUAAGAAAAGAUCAUUAUCAAUUAGUGGUAGUGGUAGUAGUGGUGGUGGUGGUAGUAGUAAUUCACCAAAUAGGGGUACACCAACUUUAAUUUCACCUGAAAAUAAUUUAACCUCCUCCUCAACAUCUUCAAAUAAUAGUAAUAUUAAAAUUUCAAUUGAAAUUGAAGAUUUUGAAAAAUUUGGUAGUUCAAGUGUAAUAACAUUAACAAUUUCUAAAGAUUCAUUAGUUUGUGAAUUAUUAGAUAAAAUAAGGAGUAGAUUAUCAACAACCACAACAUCAUCAUCAAUAGUUGAUCAAUCACAGUAUAUAUUAGUAAAGAGUAAACCAAGUAAAAAAUCAAAAAGAAAUAGUAAGAAAUUAAAUAAAAUACCAACUUUAGAUAAACAACCAUCAUUACAAUCUUUUGAAUCAUUAGUUAAAGCAUUAAAUAAAAAUAAAGAUCAAUUAUCAUUAAUUCAUACUCAAUCAAUAACUUUAAAACAUCGUAUUAAUACUUCACCAAUUAAUACACCAGUGAAUUCAAAAUCAAAUAAUAGUAGUAGUAAUAAUAAUAAUAAUAAUAUAACAACACCAUUAAAUAAUAAUUCAAUAAUUGGUGAAAAAAAAUUUUAUAUUUUAGAAGAAGAUAAAACUGUAUCAUCAUAUUUUAGUAAUAGUACUAAUAAUAAUAAUAUUAGUGAAUUAUUAUAUUUUAAAAAAUUUUCAAUUGUUAAAGAUAUAAAUUUACAAUUUGAAUUGGUAGAAGAUAAAUCAAGAUGUAUUAAAUUAUCAAUUGAUAUUGAUUCUAAAAUAUCAGAAAUCUUUAGAGAAUUAUCAACAUAUAUUGGAAAGAGAAUAACAAUUGAAGAAUAUUAUCUAUUUUUACCAAAGAGUAUUGAACGUGGUGUUGUUUUAAAUCCUUUAAAAUCAUUACAUACUUAUAAUAUUACAAAAUCAAAUACAACAAUUCAAGUUUUAAAAUGUCCACCUUUUAAAUCAUUUAUAGAUAAGUUUAAAUAUUAUGAUAAAAAUGAUAAAAAUUUAUUAUUUGAAUUAGUUCAAUGUUGUUUUAGUAAUUCAUUACCAUAUAUGAAACCGGUUGAUAUGGAAUCUCCACAACAAUUUUUAGAUAGAUUACAAAGAAAAUUAAUGAUUGAUGAUGUUGAAGCAAGAGCAAUUACAAAGAAUCUAUUAAUCAAUUCUACAUAUAAAGAUGAAGGUAUUUUAGUGGAAUUAAAGAGUAGAGCAGAAUCAUUAUUAUUAGAUUCAAAUCCAUAUUAUAAUGAAUUUUCUUUUUCAAAUGGUGGUGAAAGUUCAAAUUUAGGUAUUAGACAACAAAAUUUAAGACAACAAAAUAAUUUAAUUGAAGGUAGUAAUGGUAAUAGUGAAAGUGUAGAAAAUGGUGAAGAGAAUAUUAAUGGUGAUAAUGAGAUUAAUAAUGAUGAUGAUGAUAAUGAUGAUGAUAAUAGUAUAUUAUUUAAAAGUAAUUAUGAAAAAUGGAAAUCAUUAGAAUUAAAAGAGAUAUCACGUGUAAUGAGAUCAAUAAUUUUUAAAGAAGGUGAUUUCAUUGGUUGUAUUUUUAUAAAUGUAUUACAAGCAAUUGAUUUGAAAUUACCAUCACCAACAAAUAAUAAUAAUAAUUGUUAUAUAAUUAUAUCAAAUGGUGGUAAUAGUUUAAGUGGUAGUGAAAAGUUCGUAAAAACAACAACAAUUUCAAAUGAUAAUAAUCCAUUAUGGUCCGAAUCAUUUUUAAUUAAAAUUAAAAAACCAAGAUCAAAAUUAGAAUUAUUAUUAAUGAAUAAUGAUGAGUGUAUUGGUAUUGUUGAAAUUAAUGUUAAAGAUGAAUUAGAAGAUAGAAUAAUAAUAAAUAAUAAUAAUGAUAAUAAUAAUAAUAAUAAUAAUAAUGAUAAUGAUAAUAAUGAAAUUAUAAAAGAAGAUUGGUAUUCAAUUAAAAGUGUUAUAAAUAAUAAUUUAGAAAUUGGUAAAAUUAAUUUAUCAAUUGAAUAUCAAUAUCAAUUUCAAGAGUAUAAUCAAUAUUUAUUACAAUUGGAUCAACGUCAAAUUAUAUUAAAAUCAUAUAAUAGUGGUGGUGGUGGUGGUGGUGGUAAUAAUGUUGAUAAUUUACCAAUUAAUAAUCCAAAUUCAUCAAUUAAUUUACAACAUAGAUGUUCAGUUUUACAUAUAUCAUUAUAUUCAACAUUAUUUAAUUUUAUAUUAGAAGAACAAGAGAAUUAUAAAUUAUCAUUAUUGAAAUCAAAUAUUAAAUCACCAACAUCAUAUACACCUUCAUCAGUUCCACCAAAAUUUAUAAACCCAUUCGAUGAUACAACAAAUGAUGACAAAGAAGAGGAUGUUUGGAUAUUAAGUUAUUUUAGAAUGUUAUUGAAUCAAUAUUCACUUAGAUAUGGAUUAUCAAAAUCAACGACAAUGGUAGUUCAAUUAAGUAUAAUGGCAGAUAGAUAUAAAUUAGAGAUGAAACCAUCGUUAGCAUCUUCAACUACAGCAUUAUCAAAUAAAAGUAAAAAUUAUAUAAUGGAAUUACAAGAACUUUUAGAAGGAAUUUGGGAGAUUAUUAAUGAAACACCAUUCAUUUUCAUAAAGGGUGAAUUAAAAUCAAUUCAUUCAAGUGUUGUAUUACUAUUUUCACAAAUUAAAUUCACCAUUGGUAGAUUCUAUGAAUCAUUCCCAAAUAAUAAACCAAGAAAUGCUUUGAAAGGGUUAGUUCAAUCGUUAGGUUCCAUUUGUAAUUUAUUAAAUUUAAAUAUCACUGGUGAACCACAACAUCAAUCAAUCUAUUUCAAUUAUCUUUUAUCAUCAACCAUUAUAAUUGAACAAAAAAAGAAAUUUGAAGAGAAUAUAAUUGCAAUGGGUUUCCUUCAAAUGGAAUUAUCAAGUAAAAUCAAACAAGUAUCUGAGAUCUCUCUAAUGUUAAUAGAAUUGAUCGAAAUCAUUCAAGAGGAAGUUAAUAACACUCUCAAGUAUGAAUCUGCCUUCCCAAUUGAUGUAAAGAUAACUUGUGAUUUGAUUGAUGUUUGGGGUGGUUGUAUUCUAACGAUUAUGGAGGAUUUUUGUAGUUGGGCACCAUACCAUCCAAACAUUUUACCAUUGGUUAAAAGGGUAUUGGAUUAUCAUAAUUUCACAAAAUCAAUUGCAAUGGAAAGAUUUAAACCAAUGCCAUUGAAACAAUUGUUUGUAACUUAUGUUUACAAGUUAUUAAAAGAAAUCAAUGAAACACUUUCAAAUUGUUGUAUUGAAUCGAUUAAAAGUGAUGAUAAGAAAACUUUGGCUUCCAUUACACUAGGUCAUAGUUUUAGUUUUAAAAAAUUCUUUCAACAAUGUGAUCAAUCAUUAAAAGAUUUCGAUUCAUUAAUGUGGUUACCAGAUUCUUUCUCUUUUGUUCAACUAUUGGAAGUUAUUAGCUCACAAAUCAUUCACUAUGUAAAUUUAUUAAAACAAGAAUUUUAUGAUUGGAUAGAAGCAACUGAAGUUGAAUCAAUCGAUGGUAAACCACCCAUUUUCACUCUAAACAUUGAACCAUGUAUAAUGUAUAAUAAUAUCGAACAAUCAAAAGCUAAAUUGGAUUCUUUAGCCUCAACAAUUCAUUCAAAUCUUUUAAAUAAUCUAAAGGAAAGAAAGAAACAAGGUGAAAUUCAAAAUCUAGAUAAAUAUACAAAACAAUGUAUUGAAGAUAGUUUUAAACUUUGUCUUGACGAUACUCAUAAAUAUUUAAAUCAAUCAAUUGAUGAUUUGGAGGAUUUCCUUUGUAAAAGAAUUAAAAAUUAUUUAUUCUAUUGUUUUCAAUCAGUUUUAUUCUCUGAACCUUUGGUUUUAAAAAAUAGUCAUUUUACUGAACAACAAAAUAUUCAAGAAAAUUUAAUAGUUUUAUCACCAAAUUCAAUUGUUGGUAGUGUUGGUACAAAUAUUGAUUCAACGACCACUACAACCACCACUAAUGGUUUGUCAUCUUCAAUUAAUAGUAAUCAUUCUGUAACUUCACCAACAAUUGAUUCUACUACAACUCCUCCAUAUGUUUUUACACCAAUUCAAAAUUCUCAAUCAAAUUCUUCUGGUUCAUUAAUUGAUUCAAUUGGUAAUAAUAAUAAUAAUAAUAAUAAUAGUAAUGGUAAUAAUAAUAAUAAUAAUAAUAAUGGAUUAAAUGGAUCAGUUAUUAAUUUAAGAAGAUUUGAAAAAAUGAUAUUAUCACAAAUUAAAGAAUUUUUAACAACAAAGAUUGAAGAAUUAUAUGGAAAGUUUAGAGAAACUUCAUUUAAACCAUUUUUAAGAAAAUUAUGGAUUCAAAUUAUUCAAGAAUUACAAUAUCUAUUAAUUCAAAGACCAAAUGAAUUGAAAUUACCAUUUCAUUCUGAUCAUGUAAUUUUAAAUGUUGAUCAAAUUUUAAUUGUAAAUUCAGUACUUAGAGAAUUAAUGGUAUUAUUUCAUAGAGGUGGUGGUGGUGUUGCAACACCAAUACUUGAAGAGAAAUUAUUACCACUUCGUUUAUUAUUAUCAUUAUCUGAAAUGGAUACAACUUCUUUAAUUGAUCAAUAUAAUCAAAAUCAAAAGAAACUAUCAAAUAGUAUGAAUUCAUCAUCAUCGUCAUCAUCAUCUGGUUCAUUAUCAACAUCAACAUCGGCAACAACAACAACUAAACAAACUUUAAAUCAAUUAAUUUCAAAUUCACUUGAUGAAAUUAUAUCAAUUUUAUCAACUAGAAUGGAAUUUGAUAAAGAAUCACGUACAUUUGUAAAUAAGAUUAAAGGUGUAGUUGAAAAACCUUUGGUAAUAGAUGGUGUUGAUAUUUCUAUUGAAAGUAUAAAUGUUAUUCCAGAGAAUGAGUUCAUCAUUGAAAAAUAUCUUUGCUCCUAUAAUGGUCAAUUAGGUCUAUUGGUAAUUAGUAGUAGAUAUUUAGGUUUUCAUAAUCUCUUAAAACAAGUUGGUAUUUCAAUUGGUGGUAAAAUAUCUGUACCACUUUUAAAUAUUAUUGAAGUUAAGAAAAUUAAAGUAGCUUUGGUUUUCAAUGCUCUUCAAAUUAAAACAAGUGAUUAUAAAAUUUUUAAUUUCACAAGUUUUAUUAAUAAAGAUAGAGAUACAGUUUAUAAUGAUAUAGUUUAUCAAAUUAAAGUUAUUAAAAAGAAUACAACAAAACAACAACAACAACACCAACAAAAAAUAAAAUCAAAAUAA
Dictyostelium discoideum AX4 is the source of this 6324-nucleotide messenger RNA. RefSeq lists its product as hypothetical. The coding region runs from base 1 to 6324 and encodes 2107 amino acids. The transcript is spliced from 4 exons. Gene Ontology annotation, cellular component: endoplasmic reticulum membrane. The record is from RefSeq and is a predicted model, not a curated record. NCBI's taxonomy places the organism in Eukaryota, Evosea, Eumycetozoa, Dictyosteliales, Dictyosteliaceae.